Messenger RNA from Trichoderma reesei QM6a, 795 nucleotides. RefSeq lists its product as uncharacterized. Gene Ontology annotation, cellular component: endosome. The record is from RefSeq and is a predicted model, not a curated record. Lineage: Eukaryota; Fungi; Ascomycota; Sordariomycetes; Hypocreales; Hypocreaceae. The transcript has 3 exons. Bases 1 to 795 code for a protein of 264 amino acids. Gene Ontology annotation, molecular function: phosphatidylinositol-3-phosphate binding.
AUGAUGAACAUACACAAGGUGGACGUCGUGGCUGGACACUCGACAUACGAGGACCAUGCGCCAAGCGAGUUGACGAGCGAGACAGGGCCACGGCCGCCGGCGGGCGAGUCUGGCGAGUCUGGCGGCGCAGCGGCAGCGCCGGGUCGCACCUUGAGCAGGCUGGACACGCAGCUUGCUUCCAGAGACGACAGCGCCGCCUCGCGACGAGAACAAGCCAGCCGUCGUGCCGAGGGCGAGGGCGAGGGCGAGGGCGAGGGCGAGGGUGACGAGGCAGCGCUGCGCAACGCGACGACAUCGCCGAGCUCCGCCACGGUCACCUCGCCGCCGCCGUACUGGCCGCACGCCUUUGCGCACCAGCGCACCGUCUCCAACGUGUCCGCCGAGUCCAUCCUGCCGAUAACGUUGCGCGACAACGACACGAGCGACGACGACCGGAACAGCGCGUGCUGGGCCAAGAGCGUCGAGAUCACCGACUACAUUGUCGUCAACGGGAGCAACACCAACAUUGGCGCAUUCGUCGUCUGGAACGUCCGGGUCGAGACGUUGAGUGGAAGCUUCAUGAAUAUCCGAAAGCGCUACUCCGAGUUUGACGACUUCCGGCAAAAGCUCACAUCCUCGUUUCCCAACUUCAAGGCCGCCGUGCCGGAGCUCCCGCCGAAAAGCGCAAUCUUCAAGUUUCGCCCCAAAUUUCUAGAGAAGCGCCGCGCCGGGCUGCAAUAUUUUUUAAAGUAUGGAUUGCCGUCUCUGCCCAAGAUUGAGGCUUGCAUAGACUUACCUCUAUAUGUGCCUACAUAA